Messenger RNA from Phanerochaete carnosa HHB-10118-sp, 1325 nucleotides. RefSeq lists its product as uncharacterized. The transcript has 4 exons. Bases 31 to 1137 code for a protein of 368 amino acids. Gene Ontology annotation, cellular component: nucleus. Gene Ontology annotation, biological process: primary miRNA processing; rRNA processing; regulation of gene expression. The record is from RefSeq and is a predicted model, not a curated record. Lineage: Eukaryota; Fungi; Basidiomycota; Agaricomycetes; Polyporales; Phanerochaetaceae. Gene Ontology annotation, molecular function: double-stranded RNA binding; ribonuclease III activity.
GGCGGACAACAAGGUGGACGACGACAGCCCAUGUCUCAUGUUCAAAGGCGACUCGCGUCCACGGCGGCGAGGCUCGCGACCGUAUCUGCCUCUCAUCUAAAAGCAUUUCCGCCUAAGGAGGCUGUAGUCCUGAAGCCUUCGUCCUCUAAGGCCAAAACCGAGCACACGCCCAACUUCUUCGAUGCAGAGACAUGGGCCUCACUCCAGCCUCCGAACCCGGCUACGCUGUCUGCAUUCGCCCAUCGAAUAGGCUUGGGAAGGGUCCUCGCCAACCCCGUGGAGGCUGUUCAGCAGGCCGGCACCCACCCAUCUUUCCUUUCACUGUAUGCAAGGCACCAUCCAACUGAACCCGCACCCGCAACCAACGCCAACCUCGCCUCGCUAGGCAACUCGCUCUUGGGUCUCUUUGCCACGGAACACGUAAAUUCGACGUUCCCGCACCUGCCAACCCGUGUCAUGAAGGCCGCGGUCAGCGCGUAUGUUGGACCGACCACCUGUGCAAACAUUGCAAAGGAGAUGGGUGCUGGCCAAAUUCUUCGUUGGAAACGGAUACCAAAUACGCCUACAAGGCCAGCCGUUUUACACGCUGAUGCCAUAUCAUCUGUCCCUCGAGCUUUGACAGCUUUGGUGUAUCAAAAUCAUGGACUGCUUUCUGCAAGACGCUUCGUGCAGAGGUUCUUCUUGAGCCGCGAAGUCGACCUGAGGAACAUGAUCAAAUUUCGAGAUCCGAAAGUUGCAUUACAGGAAACCGUCGCAAAAUUUGGUCGCGAACGGCCGAUCUCGAGACUGCUUCGUGAGACAGGUCGGCUGUCUAACUCGCCAGUGUUUGUGGUCGGUAUCUACAGCGGUACCGAUCAACUUGGAGAGGGCUUCGGAAGCUCAUUGAAGAUGGCAGAGUAUAGGGCUGCUGAAGAUGCUCUUCUACGGCUCUACCUGACGAGGCAGCCACCAAACCUGGUGCAACUCCCGACAUCAACUUUCCCUGAUGCGCGGGGCGAUGUCUUCAGCGCAGAGGGCUCAGCCGUGUCGUACAUUCCGGUAGCUAUGACCGACACUGAAAUCAAGUACGGCAGUGCAGAUAGAACGGGUAUGCGCACACCUAGACCCCGUGAUUCGCUAGAGGACGACGUCGACUAAGCUUCUGGGGAAUUAUUAGUCGCGUUAGGCUAUAUACACCACAUCUAAUUGCUUUCGUGCGUCGCCGGGUUUUUGGAUAUAUGCCUAAGAAAAUGGUUGGUUUUUCGAUUCCUGCACUCCUCACAUACCUGAAACUUGACCUGAGUGGGAUGUUGAGCGAGCGACGCUGGGUACUGCAAUACAUGCAU